Messenger RNA from Brienomyrus brachyistius, 1742 nucleotides. It is a transcript of the gene ppp1r35, whose product is annotated as protein phosphatase 1, regulatory subunit 35. The record is from RefSeq and is a predicted model, not a curated record. Lineage: Eukaryota; Metazoa; Chordata; Actinopteri; Osteoglossiformes; Mormyridae. Gene Ontology annotation, molecular function: phosphatase binding. Bases 337 to 1239 code for a protein of 300 amino acids. The transcript is spliced from 6 exons. Gene Ontology annotation, biological process: negative regulation of phosphatase activity.
GGUGUCGGACAGAUCCAGAAAUCCCGUCAAUUCGCACACUCGGUGUUUGACUCGUCAUGCCUUGAUGUCAGACACCGGAAGUGAAACCAUAGAAAUUACAAACCGUCAUCGAAAAAAGAUGGCGCAUUCGGCGGAACCGGUGGAGGGAAUUUUAAACUUUCGGAGGAGUCUAAAAUAUAAAAAAUAACGGACUAAGAGAUGCCUCUUAGCAAGCCCACAUACAGAUGUGUUCAUUUUAUUAACUGAAACGGCGUGUAGUGCAGUAGGUAGAUAGCAACAAGUUCAGGUAGUUUAGUCAGACUACUGGUUAUGAUUUCACGGUUUUAGCGCUCCACGAUGACCGAGAAGUUCAGUCCCAUGGACGGUCCGGAAAUGCCCCAGGCACCCCCCGUCCCGGCUGGCUGCAGCCGACUCACUACUCACCCCGAUCUGGAUCUGUCUGUCACUCUGACCCCGGAGAGGCCGAGUAUUGAGCCUGGCAUCCUGAAGCAGGGCAAGCGAAGAGGGAGGCGGCCACAAAGGCAGGUGCGAUUCACUAUCAGCCCAAAGCCGAAGGAGACGGUGAUAAAGUUCAGCAGAACCCCAGCCGAGGAGCAUGUGGUCCGUACCGCGGUGAUUGAGCCCGGCAGUCAGCAGGAGGCGAUCCAAACCACCCGCGGGUCCAAGAACCACAACGCGCUGAAUGGGAGGAAGAGCGGCAAGAAGGGUGGAGGCCCGGAGCCCCCAGUCAAGGAAGGGGUCUCUGUCUGCGGACUGGCCGAGGAAGGUUCCGGAAAGCUCUGCCAGGGGGCGGAGCUCAACACCACCCUGGCUUUGAAGGCGGAACUGGAGGACCUGGCAGAGAAGGAGUUUGAUCCCAAGAGGGCAGUGCAGCAGCGCCUGAAGGCAUCCGUGUACACCAAGAGCAACAUUAGCGUGCGAGCUACGGAAGGAGUCAACAUCCCACGCUGUCAGAACCUCUACCGAGAACUCGUCAGCAUUAGUGUGCCAGAGGAUCAGCUGAUCAGCCAGGCUCUCCACGAUAGGCUGAAGCUGGUCCCGCCCCCCCCUUCCAACAAGUGCCAGGACAGUCCAGCAGAGGGCCCUGACCUCCUGGCCUUCUACAAUCCUGGGGAACUGUACAGGGAGACACAACUCUUCCCAGGGGACGAGCUGAAGCUGCCGCGACCCUGCCCCAUAUCCCGCCCAUCCCGCGCGACCUUUGACCUGUACCGCAAGCACAGACAGUGGGAAUCCUGACUUGCGGAGGCUGGCAAUGAACUGGAUGAGCCGCUGGGUUAUUCUGGGUCGGGGUGUUUGUGUCUGAGUGAGCACAGUGGAUGGGGUCGGUGGCUGGGGGUCGCAACAUCCCUCUUAGCCUAACUGGCACGGAUCUGCACACAGCCCUCACUGAUCUUGUGCCAGGUGGUGCCUGCCCCCCCCGCCCCGGCUGACGCAGACACCCAAAACCGACUGGGACCCCCCCGAGGUUCUCUGGUGCCUGGCCGGCGCCGCUUUGGAGCUUGGUUCCGAGCACCACCGUGUUCCCCGCAGAGAGCCUCCCUCGGACCGGCAGCCGGCAGCUCCCCAAGGGUCACGGUGCUGUCAGAUGACAGUGACUCCCGCACCGAAACUUCCACUCUGCGUUUGUCACCGUUAUUCGUGAAGAUUAUUUGUGAAAUGUUACAUCUGCUGUCUCAAAAUCAGCAUGUGCAUAAGUAUUUAAUAAAUAAGUUUUUAGUUUUUGGUUUGAAUUCACCACA